Molecule: messenger RNA, 585 nt
Organism: Sporothrix brasiliensis 5110
Lineage: Eukaryota; Fungi; Ascomycota; Sordariomycetes; Ophiostomatales; Ophiostomataceae
Exons: 2
Coding region: 1-585 (194 amino acids)
Source: RefSeq, a predicted model, not a curated record
AUGCACGACAACCGAUCUCAUCCUCUCCUCGAGCAGGUCCCACUGACUGUUUCUCCCUUCGUCCACCUCCCUCGCGCCACCACCCUCCCUUACCGCUACAAGGCCAUGCCUUCCGCUCUACCGCCAUCCAUCAUCGAGGCCGGCGGGCCCGGCGGAUCGGGUGCACCGGCCAAGGUCCCCUACGUCACCUCCCCGGCAGCCAACCUGUCUGCCCACCCCGACGACAUUCUGGCCAAAUGCCGCGCCCUCCAUGAGCACGUCGCCCGGCUGCAAGCAGACGCCGACGCCGAACUGCAGCAGUUCGAGCAGCGGAUCCAGGAACGCGACCUGGCGGAGAAGCGGCGCGUGGCGCCCGGCUGGCUGGACUCGGAGGACCGUCUGCUGGUACCCGAGAAGAAGGAGUCCGUCACCGGAUCGUCAGGAGACCGAGGGAGCGACAGCGGCGGCGACGGUUCUGCGGAACAGCCGAGCGAGAUGGCGGCAGCGGUGCCGGAGCAGACAACCUUUGCUGCGGCAGGCAGCGGCGGUGUUACGGGCGAAGCAUUAGAUCAAGCCUUUGGGAGCAUGCAGCUACGAAGCGGGUGA